AUGGAGAAUUCGAACUUUAGCGACUUGUUAGAUCCUUAUCCAAGUUAUUCGUCAGAUGAUGAAGAUGAAGAAGAAUUGGAGGAAAUACGGAGGGAGCAAGAUGAGAAGGAAUGGAUGGCUUUGUGCCAAAUAACAGGUAAAUUAAUUUUGAUGUAUUACAAAAAAUACCUAUGUAAGGAACCUUGUCGUACAUCUAGUCGCUCUGGAAAUGCAUUUAUUCAAGAGAUAUUAAGAGGAAACGAGACUCGUUGUUAUGAAAAUUUUCGAUUGAGGAAGUCGGUGUUUGUUGAUUUAUCGAAUGAUUUAGCUGAAAAGUAUGGGCUUAAACCCACACGCGGAAUGUCUAUACACGAGAUAUUAGGCAUGUCCUUGAUGACUUGUGCACAUGGAGCUGGAAAUCGAUUGAUACAGGAAAUCUUUCAACAUUCGGAAGAAAUAAUUUAUAGACACUUUCAUAGUGUUUUAAAGGCCAUUUGUGAACUUGCUAGAGAUAUUAUAAGACCACAUCCAAAUUAUAAUGAUGGUGCAGGAGCUCACAAGCCAUGUAACGGUCGAUAUCUCCCUUUCUUUAGAGAUUGUAUUGGAGCACUUGAUGGCACACAUGUUAAAGCAAGAUUACCGCAAGGUCAAGAGAAACCAUAUAUUGGACAUAAAGGUUAUCCGACUCAAAAUAUUCUUGCUGUCAUAGAUUUUAAUAUGUGUUUUACAUUUGCAUGGGCUGGGUGGGAAGGAGCAUCUCACGAUAGUCGCAUAUUUGGUGAGGCCCUUCGUAGACCAGAACUCAAUUUUUUACGUCCAAUUGGAAAUAAGUAUUAUCUAGUUAAUGUAGGAUAUCCGCACAUGAAGGGAUACAUGGCUCCAAACAAAGGAGAUAAUGUGAGAUACUACCUAGCACAAUUCCGCCGCGGUGCAACAAGAGAAUUACGUGAACCAAGAGGACAAAUUGAAAAAUUUAACUAUUUGCAUUCUUCUUGUAGAAAUAUUGUAGAGCGCACAUUUACGGUUUGGAAAGCAAGAUGGUCUAUUUUGCGAGACAUACCCUUCUAUCAAAUUGACACUCAAAGAGACAUCGUACUUGCUACUAUGGCCAUUCAUAACUAUAUUAGAAAGAAAUGCAAUAUGAAUGAUGCAUUCCGAGGAGCUGAGAAUGAGCUAUAUGUUCCAUCUGUUGAUCCUGAUGUUGGUACAUCUUUGAGAACUAAUAACAAUAUAAAUGCGAAAAAUGUGAAAGAGCAAAGUGAUCUCGUUUGGAUGGGUCUUCGUGAUUUGAUUGCUAAUGAAAUUUGUGAAGCUUGA
Nicotiana tabacum (common tobacco) is the source of this 1296-nucleotide messenger RNA. RefSeq lists its product as uncharacterized. NCBI's taxonomy places the organism in Eukaryota, Viridiplantae, Streptophyta, Magnoliopsida, Solanales, Solanaceae. The record is from RefSeq and is a predicted model, not a curated record.